AUGGACGAUCGAUACGCAGUCAAGCAUGUGCCGCACACCUGCCUGCCUGCCAGCGUUCUGCAUGGCAGUAGACAGCACAAGCCCACAAACGUGCUGCAAGCCCUGCUGCGCUCCAGAUUGCGCAGUGCUGCGGCACCCGCAUCCCGCCAGCGCACUUUCACAACUGCUGCAGCUGCUGGGGCAGCCCCUGCAGGGCAGAUCCCGCCGCAGGAGCAGGCGUCCAUGGAGGCUCAGGCGCACUGGGAGGGUGUGCUGGGGGGCGUGGAUCGGCCGGCGGCGCGCGAGAUGAUGGCUCAGCUCGACCUGCGCCAUCUGCUGGGCCUGGCCGGGGGCACCACCUACGGCCGCGGCCGCAAGGCCCCCCUGCUGCCCUUCUUCACCUCUGUCAAGCGCGAGCACCCCACCAAAGUCCUCCUCGUGCGAGUGGGUGAAUUUUAUGAGACCAUGGGCACGGACGCGGUGGUGCUCAUGCAGUGGGCCGGCCUUAAUCCCAUGGGCGCCGGCAACCCCCCUCGCGCCGGCUGCCCGGCCGCCAACAUCCGCCGCACGCUGCAGUGCCUCGUGCAGGAGGCCAACCUCUCCGUGGUGGUGUGCGAGGAGGCGCCGGAGCCGCGCUCGUACGGGUCAAGGACGAAGCAGAAGCAGCGCUUUGUGGCGGGCAUCGUGACGCCCGCGCAGCCGCACUACCUGUAUGGGCUCCUGGACGCCAAUAUGGACCCCUCGCUGGGGGGCACGCCUCCCAUCCUCGCCAUUGCCGCCUCCGCCGGGGGCUACAAGGCGCGCAUCCUGGCCUCCCCCUCCUUUCUGUGCAACAUGCAGAGUGGUGUUGCUCUGUUGUGUGAGGCGCCGUGGUUGGACCUGCAACAGGUGCUGGAGGUCCAGUCGGACAUGAUGACAUGCGCCAUCACAGAAGGCCUCACCGAGGACGCAGUCUCUGCUCGCCUGCACCAAGGCAUGUUCCCACCUCUAUCCAAGACCCAUCACCUCUGGAAUCAGUUUGCAGGACCCUGCACAAGGAGCAGAUGGGGACUGUCGCCGCCGUUGUACAUCCACUCAAGCGUGGAGGGCAGUCUGCAGGGGCGCUUGUCUGAGGGCAGCGUGGAGUCCGAGUGGGAGCAGCGCGUCGUCCAAAUCUUCCGCUCCCAGGUGGGGAUUGUGAAGCGAUAUAAUGCGAGGGAUGCAGAGGAGGGGCUGCUGACGCUACUGCGCCGCGAUUUGUGUAUGGAUGCAGACGCGCCCUUCACUCGCAUCGCUGCCAGACCGGGCGAGAGGCCGAAGCCCUUGUAUCACAGCACAGCGAGCCAGAUGGGGCUCCAUAAAACCAAAGGCAUCCCCAACCUGCUGGACUAUGUCCUCCCGCGCAAUGCACCCCAGGGGGCGCGACGAUGGCUGCAGCGCCUCUUGCUACUGCCACCUACACCAGGAGUGGCCGCCGCUUCGUGGCAGGCGUGCAACUUCUUGUCAGAAACGGUGGUCCCGCUCCCACACUGGACGAUCCUGGAUGCUUCAAAUAUCACGCUGAAGCUCAAGAGCCAGCAGGCGACGCGCAGCUUCUUUUGCGAUCUGGCAGCCAUGCUCAGCUCUGUCGCGGACGGCGCUGCAGACCCAGAGCUGCGGCGUCUGAUGGAGUGCCUGCUGGUGGUGGCCCAGGCCGAGACGCGGUUCGGCUCUGAUCUCGACGGCCUCAUACGCGCCUGCAGGCUCGCUGUGAAGGAGAUCGAUGUGGUUGUCGACCGAACGUCAUGCGGCCGUUCUGAUCGGAGUGACAGCGGCGGCGGAGAGGUGGAUGGAGGUUUGGAGGUCAUUGGGCGGCUCUUCACAGCAAAUGAGGGGUUUCGCGGACAGAUCAGGGACGACCAGAUGGAGCAGUACAUUGCUGAGGUGGAGGCCGCUGGGUCGCGGCUGGAAGCAGAGCUGGGGCGGGUGCUGAGCGAAUGCAUGGGCGCCUGGGAGGCAGCGAGCAGCCUUGCAGCGCUGCGGCCUGUCACCGUCUACGACCCCGUCAACGUUGCUGUCUGGCUCAAGGCCAUCGCCAAGUCGCCGGUGCACAAGGAGGCAAGCCGGCUGGGGUUGAUCCACCCACGCGACCGCAACGGCUCCCUGGUCACCGACCGCUUCUCCACGCCGGAGCUGGAGGCUGCGCUGGAGGCGUACCGCUCGGCAUGCACGGCAGCCGUCGACCACGUGCGGGACCGCCUGCGCACCCUGGCCGCCAGCCUCACGGCGAUGCUGCCGGAGCUGGUGUGUGCGUCGGUGGUGUCGACAAUCGGCGCGGCGCUGGAUGCACACGUGCGGCAGGCGCGCGAACGGCAGUGGGCGCAGCCGCAGCAGCUGCCGCGCGUGCACGACGAUGCCCCCCGGCCCGCCAUGCAGGUUGAGGGCAUGUGGCCCUACUGGCUGGACGGCGCAGCGCCCAGCACCGUGCGCAACAGCUUCGCAAUGAACUCCAUGCUGCUGCUUACUGGGCCCAACAUGGCCGGGAAGAGCACGGUGAUGCGCGGGACGAUGGCGGUCGCGCUGUUGGGCGCAUGCGGCCUCUUCGCGCCGUGUGACGCGGCCGCGGUGCCGUACAUUGACGCCUUCAUGCUCCGCACCUUCUCCGCGGAUGCCCCCGUUGAGGGUCUGUCCUCCUUCGCCAUUGAGAUGACCGAGAUGCGGUAUGUGCUGGAGGACGCGGGUGCUGAUGCGCUGGUGCUGGUGGAUGAGUUGGGGAAGGGCACGGAGGUGCGCGCGGGCGCUGCGCUGGCGGCCGCCUUCUUGGAGCGCCUCACUGCGCUGCGCUGCAAGGGCAUCUUCGCCACGCACCUGCACCCGCUGCUGGAUUUGGAGCUGGACGCGCCCGGGCUGCGUCGCAUGAAGAUGGGGACGCAGUGGGAGGAGCGUGAGAAGCACUCGCCCCAGAGCUCCGAGCUGGACGCCCUCAUAGAGGCGCAGACCCACUCUACCGCCACCGCUCCACGCGGGAGGCGGCAGGUGCCCACAUGGCGCAUGGAGGAGGGUGAGUGCCGCGACAGCCUGGCCAUGGAGGUGGCCGCACAGUGCAAGCUGCCGCCAGACAUCGUGGCGCGCGCGUCCCACCUCUACAAUGAUGCCAGAAAUUGUGCCAUAGAGGAGGAGAAUAGCUUGGCCACAAAUGGCAACGACAGUCUGCAAGGGAUUUCCUUGGAUGACCUGACAGUCCAGGUGCUAGGAGCGGGGAAGGUGCCGCCGCCCAGCACGGUGGGCUGUAGCUGCGUGUAUGUGGUGCGGCGCGAAGACGGCUUCUUCUACUGCGGAGAGUCUGACGACAUCAAAGGGCGGUUGGCGAGGCACAGGCGAGCAGGGCCUGUCAAGGGAGGCAGAACUAUGGAGGCGGUCUACAUGGCAGUGCCUGCUGGGCUGGCGGGAAAGAGCGCAGCCGCGGCAAUAGAGGCAAGGGCGAUUCGGGAGAUGCGGGAUGCAGGAUUCCCUCUGAUCUCGGACCAUGAUGCGCGCACCAAGCGCACACCUGAGCAGCGGUUAAAGCAGGCCGUGGCUGCCUGA
Molecule: messenger RNA, 3522 nt
Organism: Coccomyxa subellipsoidea C-169
Lineage: Eukaryota; Viridiplantae; Chlorophyta; Trebouxiophyceae; Coccomyxaceae
Exons: 26
Coding region: 1-3522 (1173 amino acids)
Biological process (GO): mismatch repair
Cellular component (GO): nucleus
Molecular function (GO): ATP binding; ATP-dependent DNA damage sensor activity; mismatched DNA binding
Source: RefSeq, a predicted model, not a curated record